AUGCCUACAGACCUCACACAACUAGCAUAUGCUUUAGAUCUUCAGGCUCGUCGCAUAUUCUUGGAGUUUAAGCAGUGGGCUUUCGAAUACUACAUUUCAGCCCAAAAUGCUCCAUGGGGCUACCUAGCCUUGGUCAGGGACGCAAUCGUGGCAUAUACGGUAUUCCUGACUAUCCAUACCCUUUUCCGCCAGCUUUACGGCGUGGGAAUUGUUGGUAGUAUUCAACAAGUUGUGCAAUGGAUAGUCAAGAAGACCUUUGGGUUAAUCAUGGCUCUUCCUCCUAUUCGGAACAAGGUGAAGAAAGAAUUGGAUUCUACAGUUGAUAAAAUCGAGCAUCUGAUUAUCAGGAACGACGCAGCCUUGCUCCAAUUCCCCACAUUACCACCUUCAGGUAUUUCUAGCGAUGUCAUUGUGACAGAAAUUGAGAAGCUGCAACAACUUUUGGCGCACAACGACUGGAAGAACGGAAGAGUCAGCGGUGCCGUCUACCACGGUGGCGAUGAGCUUUUGGAAUUGCAGCUGAAGGCCUUCAACAUGUACAGUGUGGCCAAUCAGCUCCAUCCAGAUGUGUUCCCGGGAGUCCGGAAGAUGGAAGCCGAAGUGGUAGCAAUGGUGUUAAAAUUGUUCAACGCACCGGAUCUGGGUUGCGGAUCCACUACAUCCGGAGGCACUGAGUCGCUCUUGUUGGCUGGAUUGGCGGCCAGGGAGUAUGCCAGAAAGUACCGAGGAAUCUCAGAUCCUGAGGUGAUUGCCCCGAUGACAGUUCAUGCGGGAAUUGAAAAGGCAUGCACCUAUUUCAAAAUGAAGCUUCAUAAGGUGGACUUGGAUCCCAAAACUUUCCAAGUGGAUGUGAAAAAAGUGAAGAGAUUAAUCAAUAGCAACACGGUGCUUAUUGUGGGUUCUGCUCCAAACUAUCCACAUGGAAUCAUUGACGACAUCGAGGCUUUAUCUGCGUUGGCUGUCAAAUAUAAGAUCCCCUUGCAUGUGGAUGCAUGUCUUGGAUCGUUCAUCGUGUCAUUUUUGGAAAAGAGUAAGGUUCAUGGGGAUAAAGACAUUCCAUUGUUUGAUUUCCGUGCGCCUGGUGUGACUUCCAUCUCUUGCGAUACUCAUAAAUAUGGCUUCGCUCCUAAAGGUUCCUCCAUAAUCAUGUACAGAGAGCCCGAACUCAGACGAUGCCAAUACUACAUUCUGAGCGAUUGGACAGGUGGAAUGUAUGGCUCGCCAACUUUGGCAGGCUCAAGGCCUGGUGCAUUGAUGGUAGGCUGCUGGGCCACUUUGUUGAACUUCGGAGAGUCUGGUUACAGCAAGUCAUGUUACGAUAUUGUUAGUGCUACUUCAAGGGCCAGAAAGGCAAUCGAAACGCAUCCAUUGCUUUCGAAACACUUAGAGAUUCUUGGUGACCCUAUUGCGUCGGUGAUCGCAUUCCGCACCCGGAAAUCGAGUAACCUCAAUAUCUACGAAGUUGGGGAUGCCAUGACUAAGCGGGGCUGGCAUUUGGCCACGUUGCAGAGACCUGCUGCGUUGCACUUCGCCUUUACAAGACUCACGGUGCCUGUUGUGGACGAUAUGAUUGAAGAUUUGAUUGAAAUAGUUGACGACCAAAAGGACAAUGUUGAAAAACCAAAAAGCGACACAGCAGCAUUGUACGGUGUUGCAGGCAGUGUUUCAACAGCUGGCGUGGCUGACGAAAUCAUUGCCGCUUUCCUCAAUUCCUUGUACAAGCUUUGA
Molecule: messenger RNA, 1728 nt
Organism: Sungouiella intermedia
Lineage: Eukaryota; Fungi; Ascomycota; Pichiomycetes; Serinales; Metschnikowiaceae
Source: the annotation of a GenBank genome assembly